This is a messenger RNA of Bacidia gigantensis, 1704 nucleotides long. RefSeq lists its product as uncharacterized. The coding region runs from base 1 to 1704 and encodes 567 amino acids. Lineage: Eukaryota; Fungi; Ascomycota; Lecanoromycetes; Lecanorales; Ramalinaceae. The transcript has 4 exons. The record is from RefSeq and is a predicted model, not a curated record.
AUGGCACAAGUCGUAAUGGGUGGUCAGUCUCCCCUCACCACUCCCAUUCCCACCACCCCCCUACCAUCCACUAACAACCCCCCAGUAACCCAAGGCGCCCAAGCCGCCACCCAAACCGUCGUCGGCAUCGCGGACGCCGCCGCGCACAUCGCACAAAUCGUGCGCGAACAAGCAGCAAUAAACAAAGAAGCGAUGCGGAACGAAGACAACGAAUUCAACAUCCGCAAGAACUUCCUGGACAACGCGGUGAACGCGAUCAAAGAAGCCACCUACAGCCAAUACAACAUCGUCAUCUGCACAGACCAAGAGCACGACGAUUUCCAAUCUCUAACCGGCCAAAUCUUACCCAUGGAUCUCCUCAACCUCGAAGUCGCGCCGGGCAAGAAUGUGAAUUUUCAGGUGUACGUGUUUGAUACGGGGAAGUAUCUGAGGCAUGGGAAAUGGGAGCGCGAUUUCUGGUGGUGGUGGGGCGAGAGUAAGCAGUGGACGGAUCCGGCGGCUAUGCAUGUGCAUUUUGAGAAGGCGCAGACGAAGUUGGAUGCGAGCGCUAUUAAGGCGCAGAUGGAUAAGAAGGCGCUGGAGGAUAAGACCGCGGCGGAUGCGAAGGCCGCGGAGGUGAAGAGUCAGCAGGAUGCGGAGGCGAAGAAGAAGUUUGAUGCUCAGCAGCAGGGGCAGGGGCAGCAAGGUGUUGGGGUUGGGGGUGGAGCGGGUGGGGUAGGGAAUCCGAGUCCUGCUCAGGGUGGGUAUGGUCAACAGCAAGGGCAACAACAGCAGCAGCAGCAGACAGAUCCGUACGCGAGCCAGGGCUAUCCGGCCGCUCAGCAGGAUCCGUAUGCGGCGAGUGGGUAUGGUGGGGGAGCGCAGGGUGAUGCGUACGGAAAUACGAACGGGGGUGGAGGAGCGCAGCAAGCAGGGGGCUAUCAAGGAAGUGCUGGCGGUCCAGCGCCUACGUUCACUGAUCAUAUGAUGGGCUUUGCAGGGAUGCUUCACCUAUUCCUCAUCACCGUAAUCGUGCCUCACGCCAUCCCUACAUCACCUGGCACUCGCGAUGAAAGCCUCAACGCCACAGCGCAAAACGAGAUGUCCCACUGGCUCAGCACCAUAACCUCCGGCCUCGAGCGCACCUACACCGACAUCCCCUUCGAACACCCCCACCUCACGCAAUUCGAAUCCGGCCACCUCGCCACCCCGGCCCACAUCCACGCCGAAAUUUCCAAUCCCACCUCCGCCCGCCUGCACUUCGCCGUCUCCUCCGCCUACUAUACCAACGCAUCCAUCAAUCUCUCCACUUACCAGGGCAGAGUCUUCUGGUCGAUGCUGAUGUACUACACGCUCAACCCCACCAUGGCUGAGGCUCAGGGGUUGGGAGGUUUGUUGCCCUUGCCCUGGCCUCCGCCCUUGGGGAUUGAGGAGGCGUUGGAUGUGUUGAGGGAUAGAGGGUUCGAGGCCACGUUUACGCGGUAUACGCUGAAUUGGAGGGGGAGGAGGUGGAGGGUGUUUGGGAGGGUGGAGCAGCCGUACUGGAGUUUUUUGUGGGAGCAGAGGGGGAGGGUGGUGAGGUAUGUGAUUGUUGGUAUGGAUGGGAGCUCUUUUGCGGGGGUGAUUGCGGAGGCCGAGUCAGCGAGUGAUGUGCUAGAGGGUAGGGCGGGUGUGAUCUCUGAGGGACCGGCUUGGAGGGCAACCAAGUGGUUCGGCCGUGGAUGA